AGAAUUCCUGGGCCCGCGACGGUGGCCCGGAAGCAGUCCCCGGUGUCGGGGCAGGAGGGACGCGAGCUGCUGAGGCGAGGUCGCUCAGCGCAGCUGUUGCGGGGCCAUGGCGGGGACGGCGCUCAAGAGGCUGAUGGCCGAGUACAAACAAUUAACACUGAAUCCUCCGGAAGGAAUUGUAGCAGGCCCCAUGAAUGAAGAGAAUUUUUUUGAAUGGGAGGCAUUGAUCAUGGGCCCAGAAGACACCUGCUUUGAGUUUGGCGUUUUUCCUGCCAUCCUGAGUUUCCCACUUGAUUACCCGUUAAGUCCCCCAAAGAUGAGAUUUACCUGUGAGAUGUUUCAUCCCAACAUCUACCCUGAUGGGAGAGUCUGCAUUUCCAUCCUCCACGCGCCAGGUGACGACCCAAUGGGCUACGAGAGCAGCGCGGAGCGGUGGAGUCCUGUGCAGAGCGUGGAGAAGAUCCUGCUGUCGGUGGUGAGCAUGCUGGCAGAGCCCAAUGAUGAAAGUGGAGCUAACGUGGAUGCGUCCAAAAUGUGGCGCGAUGACCGGGAGCAGUUCUAUAAGAUUGCCAAGCAGAUCGUCCAGAAGUCUCUGGGACUGUAAGACCGGGCCUCGCACAGGCGCACACACACCGCCAAGCAGCUCAGCAUUCUCCCCCGAGCACUUAGUGACAGUGAUACUCUGUGCUGGUACCAAACAAGGCAGACUUGCAAGAACCACAGCAUCUUUUUUUUUUUUUUCAAACCUUUCCCACUUCAAACAGGCUUCUCUUCUGAAAUGAUGACUUAAUGUCGAAUAUUGACAGCUUACUGCAGUUUUACAGUAUUCCUCACAAAGGGCUUCAGGUAGAUUAUCAGAGCUGUCAGCACUACCUCUCCCCGCUGAAACCAGCAGUUCAUGGCUUCCUGUGGAUUCCCUCCAUCCCUGGAGUGUUGAGGGGGUUGUACCUGCCAGACUUCCAGGGCACGAUGGAAUACCCAGAACGCUCCUUCUGAAGAAAUGGGGCCCUGUAGCUGCAGCACAGGGGAAGGGCCCGGCACCCUUUCUGGGUCCCUCCUGGUUCCCUGUGGGCCCCAUGAGAAGUCCAUUACUUCCUUUCUUCCUUCAUAUUUUACAGGCAGAUGCUUUUCUUAUAAUCUAAUUACAUCUUUUUCAUUUGUUAUGUAUUACAAACCAUCACACUUAGAAAUACUUCCAGGAAAUGCUUUUUUAAAGUGUGAAUUAAUAAGAAAUGGGGUAGAUAGAAAUUUAUCACUGAUUGGCCAGUCGCGGUGGUUCAUGCCUGUAAUCCCAGCACUUUGGGAGGCCAAGGCAGGUAGAUCACAAGGUCAGGAGAUUGAGACCAUCCUGGCUAAUACAGUGAAACCCCAUGUCUACUAAAAUUACAAAAAAUUAGCUGGGCGUGGUGGUGCACACCUGUAGUUUCAGCUACUCAGGAGGCUGAGGCAGGAGAAUCUCUUGAACCUGGGAGGCAGAGGUAGCAGUGAGCUGAGGUCCUGCCACUGCACUCCAGCCUGGGCAACAGAGCGAGACUCAGUCUCAAAAAAAAAAAAAAAAAAAAAAAAAAAAAAAAAGAAAUUUAUUGCUGAUCACAAGGACAGUUUUUUCCCGACCAUACUCAUCAAGGAUUUACAUUUGCAUAUUAGUAACUAGUGCAUUACUAGAGCAGGUGCAGGUGAGGUCUUUAAAGUUUCAAUGGAAGUUUCUUCUGGAUCUACGGAAAUUUUUUUUUUUUCCAAUCUAAAAACUGGAAAUUCUAGGGUUUUUGUACAUUUUGGAUGCACUGGGAAUUUAUUAGCACAAAAUCAUUCUUUGCAACUCAAAAGUCAGAAGGGACUGUAGCUCAGAGCACAGAGGAGUGCCUUAUCCCCACACUUGACUGGGCUGUGGAGGUGGGCAUGUGGGCCUCUGGGCCCAGGCUGGGGACAGAGCCCUUAUUUUAUGACUUAGGAUUUUGAUGUGAUUCCCAUGUUCUCUAACAGGGCCAGCUGAGCAGCACAGGCCAGGAGGCCACUGUGUAAGCAAUAACAGAUCUGCCACAUGCAGAAGCAAAUAUUAGGCCUGUUGCACACAGGCGGCAUUUAAAUAGGAAUUUCUAUUUUUGAAAUAAGGGAUGGUCUGCGAGGCAUACAGUAGAUUUGAUGUGAUCCUUUUCUCCCUCCCUUCCAUAAUGGAUCGUGGUCUGUGUGACUGAACCCACACAGAGUGUCAUGGGUGACAGUUUCUGGUUGAAGUAGCUCCACGUUGGGCUUCUGUGGACAGCAGAUUCUUUUCCUUCUCACAAGGGACUCAUUCAAAAUUUGGAGGCUGGGUGCCGUGGCUCAUGCCUGCAACCCCAGCACUUUGGGAGACUGAGGCGGGCGGAUCAUGAGGUCAGGAGAUCGAGACCAUCCUGGCUAAUGGUGAAACCUUGUCUCCACUAAAAAUACAAAAACUUAGCCGGGUAUGGUGUCGGGCACCUGUAGUACCAGCUACUCCGGAGACUGAGACGGGAAUGGCGUGAACCCGGAGGCGGAGCUUGCAGUGAGCUGAGAUCGCGCCACUGCACUCCAGCCUGGGCGACAGAGUGAGACUCCGUCUCCAAAAAAAAAAAAAAAAAAAAAGAAAUGGAACGCAGGGCAAGAACUCGUAUUUGGAAGGAGAUGGGGGAAAGGAGCGGUAUUGUACCUAAGUAGUAUUCUCAGGCAAAUGAGAUGGAGCCCUCUCUGUAAAGAAGAGUCAUUUGUGCAAGUAGACGGGGUCUGUGGGUGCAGGCCCUGGAGGGGCACACAAUUGCAUGGAGGCUUCUGUGAGAUCGGGAGAGGGAGGAGAGGCAGUCUCUUGACAAAAUAAAGUAUUUUUAUUCAUUUGUGUUUAUUAAAUGAAAAAACAAUGCCGUGGUGUCCCUGUUGUGUGGUGGAACCUAAUCACUGUUGAAAUAAAGUUCUGUGUUUUCCCUGC
Symphalangus syndactylus (siamang) is the source of this 2941-nucleotide messenger RNA. RefSeq names its product ubiquitin conjugating enzyme E2 G2 (gene UBE2G2). Lineage: Eukaryota; Metazoa; Chordata; Mammalia; Primates; Hylobatidae. The record is from RefSeq and is a predicted model, not a curated record.